This is a messenger RNA of Aspergillus calidoustus, 1797 nucleotides long. The record is from the annotation of a GenBank genome assembly. NCBI's taxonomy places the organism in Eukaryota, Fungi, Ascomycota, Eurotiomycetes, Eurotiales, Aspergillaceae.
AUGUCUGGGAAAGACAUCAGGGUACCGUCAGUACCGCAAGGACAUACAACAGCACGCACGAAGCCACGUCCACCGCCGCCGCCCUUCCUCCUUCCUCUUCAUAUCACACUCUACGUGUGUGUCAUCUCAAAUGGAAUCGCUGCGUUUCUCGCUCCGAUACAGGACUGCGAUGAGAUCUUCAACUUCUGGGAACCCGCUCACUACCUGAACCAUGGGUACGGGCUUCAGACUUGGGAGUACUCGCCGGUGUAUUCGAUACGCAGCUGGCUGUAUAUCUCCUUCCACAGCCUCAUUGGGAAAGCCGCCUCGUUCGCGCUCGCAAAGAAAUCUUCGGAAUUCUACUUUAUUCGGUUCUUCCUUGCAAUGGUGUGUGCGGCUUGUGAAACCAAGUUAUAUUCCGCCAUUUGUCGAAACUUGAAUCCGAGAAUUGGCCUGUUCUUCAUCAUGGUCGUUGCAUUCAGCCCUGGCAUGUUUCACGCUUCAGCAGCGUUUCUUCCGUCUAGCUUCACAAUGUAUACGUCAAUGUUGGGCCUAUCGGCUUUUCUGGACUGGAGAAAAAGUCAAAAGACCGCACAGGGAAUCAUGUGGUUUGGUCUUGGGGCGAUUGUCGGAUGGCCUUUUGCUGGAGCUCUAUUGCUUCCCCUUUUGCUCGAGGAGGUGGCAAUAGGCUUCGUCUCAGCGAACCUGCGAAAAGUCUCUCUUGAGAUCCUCAAUGGAGGCCUCAGGUGCUUGGCGAUACUGAUCGCUGAAGUCGCUGUUGAUUAUGUAUUUCUUGGGAAGAUUACCGUCGUGCCGUGGAAUAUCGUGGCAUACAAUGUUUUCGGUGGAGAGGGUAGAGGGCCAGAGAUUUUCGGGACAGAGCCUUGGACGUUCUAUAUCAGAAAUCUGAUUCUGAACUUCAAUGUCUGGUUUAUCUUGGCGAUCUCUGCUGGUCCACUGGUGCUGCUCCAAGCUAUCUUGCGCUCCCAUACGACUAACAAUGAGACGCUGCUGAGAACUUUAACUCUUAUAUCGCCCUUCUACAUGUGGUUUGGGAUCUUCACCAUUCAACCACACAAGGAAGAACGAUUUAUGUACCCUGCAUACCCUUUCCUUGCCCUUAACGCGGCGAUCUCAUUUCACAUGGUCCUUUCUUAUAUCAGCUCGAGCAACCCGAAAGAGCUGAUUGGACGAGUUCCUGCCAAAUUGAAGCUCGCAGCUGUGAUGUCUGUGCUCUUACUUGCCAUCAACGGCGGCCUUCUGAGGACACUGGGUAUGGUCACCGCAUACAAUGCGCCAUUAAAGGUUCUGGAGCCGCUGGGACGGUUAGAGAUAGUUCAUCCAGGUGAUUCCGUUUGCUUUGGCAAGGAAUGGUACCGCUUCCCGUCGUCUUUCUUUCUACCCGGAGGGUUGCGAGCCAAAUUCAUUCGCAGUGAAUUUCGUGGUCUGCUCCCCGGAGAGUUUCUUGACGCUCCAAACUACUCGGCGCUGCUUGAAAGUACAUCGCGCAUACCGGAGGGUAUGAACGACCGCAACGAGGAGGACGAAGGGAAAUACACCGAUAUUUCCCAAUGCUCCUUCCUCGUCGACUCGUACUUUCCGGGUCGCGAAGCCACCCCGCUGGAGCCCCAUUACAUAGAGGAUGAGCCGCAAUGGGAUGUGGUAUCUUGUAAACCAUUCCUUGAUGCUUCUGAUACGAGUCUUUUAGGUCGACUCAUCUGGAUUCCUGAUCUGCCGAUGAUUCCCGAUCGUUUGCGCCGCAGAUGGGGUCAUCAUUGUCUACUUCGGCGGCAUACCACAGAAUCCGAGGCGGCGUAA